GUUUCAUUUUUACGCACGAGCACAUGAGGGCCGCAUCCCUGCUUCAAAUUAGACGGGGAUUGUCGAAGCCGGCCCGGGUGAUUGCCCAAUCAUCUGCUAGUGCUUUGCGCUCCCUCUUGCCGCUGUGAAAGUCCGUCAUUAGUCACGUCCUUAAUCGUCACGCACAUAUGCACUAUAUGCAAGCAAAGAGAUGAAAAGGUGAUUAUAGAAUCCCGCUUUCGCCUGUCUUCCAUCAGCUCGGGAAGCUGCUCUUGUGUUACGACGCAGAUUUUGCCGUGCGUUGCGCAUCCUUGCCGGCGAUCCUGAGGCUCCACCUUCUCAAAUCGUACUCCGCCUCCUGACAUGCGCGUGACCCACUGUGGGGGACGCUUGUGGGUCACGUGUUCAAGCCCAUUUGUGCGGAUUUGCGGGAGACAUGUCUCUGUUGGCUAGAGGUGGGCUUGGAAAGUUGAAAAAUUCGUCCCCUAGAAAAAAAUUGCGAUGAGUGGGAGUUCAGGCCUUCUCUGCUGUGUGCCAGCUUCAAAUCUGCGCUGUGGACUUAACUUCUUGGAGUUGGUUAAUUCCUCGCAAUCUAGGGGAUGGAGUGCUGGGUUGUACCAGGGUUCUGUGUCGCCUAAUUCGCGUCAAUUUCUUGUUGGAAGUGGACACUUUUCCUUGGUAAGACUGGCUAACAAAUACCGACCCGCCGAAGAUGGAGGUGGUGUUCGAGUCUGGGCAUCACAAACAGAUGCGGAAAUGGAAAGGAUUCGUAGCUCAAAAAUGCGUAAUGGCUCUCCUCGACGCCCGCUUGAUUCGUCGAUCCCAGGCCUGGAAGACGAAAACGGGCUGCCAUUAUUGAGAGGAACAUCUCGAAGGGAUCCGAACAUGGAAGUGAAUGGUGGUUACCUUUCAUCAAGUGAUUACUCAGCUAGAGCAGAGGAAAUUUACCAAGAGGAUGACAAUGAAGAUGAUGAAGGGUUGCAAUCCCUGCUCACUACAUGGAGGGGGGCCAAUCGAUUUAUCCUUGCAGGAAUGUUUAUUUUGGGCAUAGGGGCAGGCAUCACUGUGGACACAGUCCUCAAUGUGGAGCCCAACAACGUAGCUUCUCGGGAAGUCAUAGAUCGACAAACUCCAAAUCCAGACGUGUGUAUAGCUAAUGGAAUGAGUGCUAUGGUGCUUGACCAGCGUCUGUUCAUCUCUUUCAACCCGUUCAACGUUUAUGUGUCACAGACAGAGGUGAAGCCCGGCUGUGUCUUGAGGCAAAGCAACUGGAGCGUGUUGGAACAGAGGGGCUUGGUGACCUCCGACGAAGUGCGAGCCUGCAAACGCAACAUGAACACAUUUGGCUUUGUUGGUGACCUCCGUCAAGCCCCAGAGAUUUCAUGUGUGUACCACAGCGAGAGCGCUGAGAACCAGUUCCUGAAGGAUCCGUCCAAGGCUACUCUUGGAGAUGGCUAUCAACCCAAGGACUUCAACGAGUGAAUCCCAUGGCAUGGAUCAACCAAACCAUCCAUGCCGCUCUUCUCGAAGUUGAAACAGGCAGCUACUGCAGCAGUAAGUUGAAAAUAGCAUCUAACUAUCCACCCUUCCUCACAGGGAUGUAUUGUUUUGUACCAUAUUUUUACUCAAUAUUGUAUGCAUUGUAUCGUAUAUGAGCUUUAACACAUGAGCUAGUAAACUUUGCUGCUUGUUGUACCGACAAGUGGAUUUGUGUAACUGUUUGGCCACAGUGGCCAUUUCUGGGCUGCGGCUACUUUUGUGCACAUUUAUUGCAAAGAUUGAAAGAA
Molecule: messenger RNA, 1766 nt
Organism: Physcomitrium patens
Lineage: Eukaryota; Viridiplantae; Streptophyta; Bryopsida; Funariales; Funariaceae
Source: RefSeq, a predicted model, not a curated record